AUGGUAGCCAACGGUUGUUUCACAUCACCAAGAGGACUUCUGAAUCAGAAUUCUUUUCGUAAGCUCAAACUUCACUCGGAUCGUGGAGAUGGAAACUCUCCUCAUGGAAUCGCGGAUCCCUUGCUUUCUCAACACUUGCUCGAGGGAUAUUCUGAAGAAGAGCUCCAGGAGUAUCGUCAAGUCUUCAACAUGUUUGACGCAGACCGAAGCGGAGCAAUCGCCAUUGACGAGCUGGAGGCAGCUAUCAAGAAUUUGGGAUUGGAGCAAACAAGAGACGAGUUAGACAAGAUUAUCGACGAGGUCGAUCAACGUGGAAACCAUCAAAUCGACUUCGACGAGUUCUGCGUGGUUAUGAGAAGACUCACCAUGAAGAAGAGCAACUGGAAUGAGGUUGUCAAAGAGUGCUUCACCGUUUUCGAUCGCUCGGAGAACGGUGGAAUCUCGAAGAAAGACUUCCGCUACAUUCUUCGUGAGCUGGGAGACAUAACCGACAAUCAGAUCAUCGACGAGAUUUUCAACGAGGCUGAUGUUGAUGGAAACGGAGUCAUUGACUAUGACGAGUUCACUUAUAUGGUCAAGAACUACAUGACCGACGACGAUAUCGUUUAA
This is a messenger RNA of Caenorhabditis remanei, 609 nucleotides long. RefSeq lists its product as uncharacterized. The transcript has 5 exons. Gene Ontology annotation, biological process: spindle pole body duplication. The coding region runs from base 1 to 609 and encodes 202 amino acids. The record is from RefSeq and is a predicted model, not a curated record. Gene Ontology annotation, cellular component: microtubule organizing center. NCBI's taxonomy places the organism in Eukaryota, Metazoa, Nematoda, Chromadorea, Rhabditida, Rhabditidae. Gene Ontology annotation, molecular function: microtubule binding; calcium ion binding.